Messenger RNA from Colossoma macropomum (tambaqui), 3851 nucleotides. RefSeq names its product G-protein coupled receptor family C group 5 member D. Gene Ontology annotation, molecular function: G protein-coupled receptor activity; protein kinase activator activity. The coding region runs from base 250 to 1524 and encodes 424 amino acids. Gene Ontology annotation, cellular component: plasma membrane; extracellular exosome; signaling receptor complex. NCBI's taxonomy places the organism in Eukaryota, Metazoa, Chordata, Actinopteri, Characiformes, Serrasalmidae. The record is from RefSeq and is a predicted model, not a curated record. Gene Ontology annotation, biological process: G protein-coupled receptor signaling pathway. The transcript has 5 exons.
UCAUUCUCUUCCUCUUCCAGAGACUGAAAAAGAGAGAGUUAGAGACGCAUAUGACUGAAAUACAACUGAAGAUCCGCUGUAGAAAAUCAGUAGUGCAUUUUAAGUGUGGAGAAACUUUCAAAUUCUUUGUCAGGACAUUUGAAGAUUCCAGGCAACAUGGAAAGUUCAUUCUGAAUUACAGACUGAGUUCAUGAGAAAAAAAGCCCAAGAGGGAAAAACCCAUUCAGAAGGAACCUCCCUUGCAGCUACAUGGAUUUACAGAUUAAAACACUCUUCUUCCUCAUCACCAUCAUCAUCCUUACUGAAGGCAUUGUUGGACAGAAUGACACAGGAAGUCUUGCCACUAACUCUACAGGCUGGGUACCCUCAGGUUGUGGUGGCAAUUUGGACCCAGAAUUCCACUUGCUAUGUGACCUACGCACAGCGUGGGGCAUUGUUGUGCAGGCACUGACCGUCCUGGGCUUUCUGAUCAGCCUGGCACUGCUGCUGGGCAUGCUGCUCUGGUGGGUGUGUGUUUGUAGCCUCUGCAGGCGGAGGAUGGGCUCAAAGAAUGCACAAGGGUCAGCAUGUGUGUCCACAGUGCUGUUCCUGCUAGCUGUAGCUGGAAUCUUCGCAUUACCAUACUCCUUCAUUGUAAGCCUGACGGAGCGGACGUGCCCCAUCCGUGUGUUCUUGUUCGGGGUGUUGUUCAGCCUGGCCUUCGCAUGCCUUCUGGCACGGACGCUGGUCGUGUUGGGCUGGAGGAUGUGUAGUGGCUGGGGGGAGCCCGGUUUGGUGCUGGCCUUGGCGCUGGUGCAGGUUGUAAUAGCAGUGGAGUGGCUGCUGGUGGUGCUGGUGCGUGACAGCCACCCAUGCCAUUACUCUCAGGAUGAAUUCAUCAUGCUGCUGAUCUAUGUCCUGGUCCUGUUGGCCAUUGCCACGGUGCUGUCUCUGUACUUCUUGUGCCGCGGAGCCAUGUACAGAAACUGCCCCUCUACCUGCCUUGCACACUGUUCCAGUGCCUCGCAGUGGCCACAGUUCCAUGGGAGGCUGCAUGGGGUGCUGCUGACCAUCACUCUUCUGCUCAGCACUGCCAUCUGGGUGGUGUGGAUUACCCUAUUCACCCGCGGAAACCAAGAGAUGGGCCGACGCCCAGCCUGGGAUGACCCUGUCAUUAGCAUAGCACUAACUGCUAACGGCUGGGUCUUGCUCCUGGGACAUGGACUCAGUCAGGUCAGGUUUGUCUUCUGUGGUCAUAGAGGCAUGAAAAACCAAACUCCAGACUUUACUGGCUGGACGAGCCCAAUGGCCGAACUGCCAAACCUCCACAAUCACAAAAACGGAACGGACAACCUGGGAUACCAACACGACCCCAAGGAUAAAAGAGGGAAAGGAAAAAAGAUGGAGACUGAACUGAAGUCCCCAUAUGAGUCCAGCUUCUCCAUGAUGGAAAUCGACCCUGAUAAGGAUUACUCCAUUCCACGACCGCAGACUACCAACAUUAACGAACCUUAUGAUGACUACUAUGGACACAGACUGUCUUAAUAAUAACACAUGCCCAAAAACUUGCAAAUCAAAACCAUACUUAAAGACAAAAACAUACUUAAUAACAGGGUAAAUAACUCACUUGAUUGAGAAGCAUUGCUAUUUUUAUUUCUCUUCCUCUCUCCAUUCCAGUGUACUUAUUCUUUGGUACUUUAUCUAUUUGGUGAUGUAGGCUACCAAAGGUACAUGACUCUUUGCUUUAUAAGUAAUGUUAUAGUCUCACUAUAAAAUCUUGCAGUGCCAGUCUUGACCAAGAUUGGCAGUGUCAAUCAAAAUGUCAGGUACACUAUAUGUCCGAUAUCCAGCAUUUCUUCUAAGAUCACGGAUAUUGAUAGGGGGUUUGCCCCUUUUACUGCAGUAUCAACUUCUACUCUUCUGGAAAAGUUUUACACUAAAUGUUGCUCUUAGCUUUCUGUCACUCUCCUUCCUCCAGCUUACCUUUGGGGAAGCUUAAGUGCUUCGAGUUAGCAUAGCCCGUGGAACUCAAAGGUCUUGACAGCUCCAAAUAGCAACAUAGGCCUAUCGUUCUAUAGCAAGAGGCAUUAAGUGAUUAUCUGCUGUCUUAAAAGCAUCAUAUGUGAAAUACAUCAAGAGUAGUAAGCUAACAUUAGAAGAGCUAAUUAUGAUGGCUCUUCUUCUAACAUGGCUAAAUUUCAUGGGACAGGUUUACCUAAUAUAACAUUACAUUUAAUACAGGGCUGCCAACUCUCAUGCAUUGGCUUAGACUCACGCAUUUAGGUCUAAUCUCACGCCACACUCGACAUUUCUCAUGCAUUUUUGCGUCUCUCUUCAAAACGACCUACUGAUGAACCUGAACACUCAUAAAGCUUCCUACUUCUGCUUAGUGCUCUGGCUUUCACUGAUUAGAAACACUCUGGACUGGCAGGUGGUUUACUUUGUGAAGAAGAGCACAUUAGCUAGUCAGUCCACAUGUGCCAGUCCACAUGUGUUUUAGGUCAGGAGGGCAGAGUGGGGUAAAGGGGGUCUCCAGAGCAAGUUAAAAUAGCUAGAAUUCAGACAGCUUAACUAAUUAGCUAAUGUAUCUUGGGAAUUGGAUACCAAUUUUUUUAGCAACAAAUUCUCAGAAAAUUAAAUAACUUUUAACCUACCUGACACAAAAUGUCUGCUGCACACAUAGACAUGGAUCCUAUAAAGUCCCUGUCUGUUGAUAGCUUUAAGCCAACUAUGCCGUCUUUUUGGCUCUGUAAUGCAUCUUGAAAACCUGUAAAACUAAUUUUUCUUAUUUGUCGUGCAAGCCAUCAUGCAACAGCUUUUUGGCAUGUUUGCAGUUUUAGUCUAAGACCAAUAAAGAGAAGAGCGCGAUGCAAAUCAAUAGAAAGUGCAGAGUUAUUUCCCCCCCACAGCAUGGGUGUGGCCUAAAUGCACUCUGUCUCAGGAUCUAAACAUAGUGCACAGCGGUAGUUUAUUAUCUUACUUUUUUUUACGACCAACUGCAGCUGCACCAAUGAAUCUAUGUGCCUUUUGCUGAUUAUGAGGCCCCGCUAUGAAGGGAAGCUACAGUCUCCUUAUAAUGCACCCAAAUCAAAAUCAUACCUAGUGAGUGCACUGCUGUACAUUAUGGCAUAAGUCUAAGCUCAUCAAAACCCUCUCAGACAGUUUCAUGAAAAAGUUAGCCUAUUUGUGCACAGGACAAAUAAAACGGCCUGUAUCAACAUAUAUUUUGUUUGUGCACAAACAAAAAAAUCUGCUCAAAAUGAAAAAGAAAACGUACAUGAUUAAAAGAAAAUGAGAGAAUGAAUUGUUAAUCGUGGGAACAAAUUACAAAAUCUUGACCGUGAAUAAAUGAAAACGUGCAUACAAAUUGCAAAAUGUUCCCUCAAAAUAUUUUUUAGUUUUACCCCAUCCCCUCUGAUGUGUGGGUGUGGAAUCAGACCACUGGUUACCAAUAACAUACAUAUUUAACUGGUCUAUAUUCUAUUGUCUGUGUAAUCAGACUGUAUUAUGCCCUCAUUAGAGCAGGCUGACCAGGAGAGAUAACAACAAAUUGACAAUACUGAACAAAAGCAGAAUUUACAAGCUUUUAGUCUUUGCUCCUUUGAAACUUACCUGUUGUCAUUCCUCUUCAAGUCACUUAAUGUGACAGAACAUUGUUUUAUGAGUAAGCAAAACCUAUAUUUGUAAAUAUGAUAUUUUACUUAAAAGGAAUGGUUUUAAUUUGAAUGAAUAUUUGAAUGAAUGGAAAUUAAAAAUGUCUGCCUUCCUAAAAAAUCUAAUUUUGUGGACCCACACAGCUGUCACAUAAUAACGCAAAAAGUGAAUUAAAAAGUUUUUUGUGUUAAACAUUUGUAUGUAAUGACAUUCAUGGU